Molecule: messenger RNA, 1273 nt
Organism: Impatiens glandulifera
Lineage: Eukaryota; Viridiplantae; Streptophyta; Magnoliopsida; Ericales; Balsaminaceae
Product: probable serine/threonine-protein kinase WNK4
Exons: 6
Coding region: 15-1253 (412 amino acids)
Biological process (GO): intracellular signal transduction; protein phosphorylation
Cellular component (GO): cytoplasm
Molecular function (GO): protein serine/threonine kinase activity; ATP binding
Source: RefSeq, a predicted model, not a curated record
AACAUUCAGACAUCAUGUCACCAGCUAACGUUGCAGCCUCCUAUGUUGAAACGGAUCCUUCUGGUCGAUAUGGACGUUUGAAAACAGUUGUUGGGAAAGGAGCAAUGAAGACAGUUUACAAGGCAUUUGAUUCAGUUCUAGGAAUUGAAGUGGCUUGGUACCAGGUGAAACUAAACCAUGUUUUCCAAUCCCAUGAAGAACUUACACGCCUUUAUUCAGAGGUUCACAUCUUACAAUCUCUGAAACAUAAAUCACUCAUUAAAUUCUACACUUCAUGGAUUGUCCCUGACCAAUACACAUUAAACUUCAUCACUGAAUUGUUCACUUCUGGAACCCUUAUACAGUAUCGAAAGAGGUAUGAACAGGUUGAUAUGCGAGUUAUCAAAAACUGGGCACGUCAGAUCUUACAAGGCUUGGCUUAUCUUCAUACCCGUGAAACUCCUGUCAUUCAUGGAGAUCUCAAGUGUGAUAACAUCUUUGUUAAUGGUCAUCAUGGUGAAGUCAAGAUAGGUGAUUUUGGGUUAGCCACUUUUCAUCGCGAAUCCCAUCAUAAACAGAGUAUCUUAGGAACACCCGAAUUCAUGGCACCUGAAAUUUACGCAGAGAAAUACAAUGAACUUGUAGACAUCUAUUCCUUCGGCAUGUGUAUGAUAGAAAUGCUCACAUUAGAGAACCCUUAUAGUGAAUGCUCACAUUCUAUUAUCCUAACAAUGAAUGCUCAAAUAUACAAGAAAGUUACUACGGGUAAUCUUCCAAAAGCAUUCUAUCGGAUUGGAAAUGAAGAUGCCCGUCAAUUUGUUGGUAAAUGCUUGGCUGUUUCUUCAAACAGGCCGUCAGCAGUUAACCUAUUGAAUGACCCAUUUCUUGCUAUGAAUGAUCAAGAAAUGGAUGCUUUCAAUUGCAUAACAAAUGUGAGCUCUUCGGUUACAAAUGAAACAGGGCAAGAUAUAUUGAUACCAUUCCAGCUAGUAUCUGUAAGACAUGGAGAGAUGACUAUUACAGUUACAGGGACAAUGAAUCAUACGGAUGGAAGCAUUGAACUUAAAGCUCGAAUCGUGUAUAAUGAUCGUCCAGCUAUAAAUGCAUUCUUCAUGUUUGACAUCAAGAGUGAUAUUGCCAUUAACGUCGCGGUGGAGAUGGUGGAAAAGUUGAAGAUCACAGAUUGGAGGCCGGAAGAAAUUGCCCAUAAAAUUGAUGAUGAGAUUUCGGCUUUGGUUCCUGGCUGGAAGGACUAUGAUCAUCAUCAUGAUUAGCUAGGGGCUGGCUUGGAUUG